Pipistrellus kuhlii (Kuhl's pipistrelle) is the source of this 5102-nucleotide messenger RNA. It is a transcript of the gene ABLIM1, whose product is annotated as actin binding LIM protein 1. Gene Ontology annotation, molecular function: actin filament binding. Lineage: Eukaryota; Metazoa; Chordata; Mammalia; Chiroptera; Vespertilionidae. Gene Ontology annotation, cellular component: stress fiber; actin cytoskeleton. Gene Ontology annotation, biological process: cilium assembly; lamellipodium assembly; cytoskeleton organization. The transcript is spliced from 26 exons. The coding region runs from base 237 to 2561 and encodes 774 amino acids. The record is from RefSeq and is a predicted model, not a curated record.
UCGGCGCCGCGCGGUGGCGAUCGCAGGGGCGGGCGCGGGCUCGGCCCCGGCGCUGGGGGCGGGCUUUUAGGAAGAAGUCCCGGGCUGGGCGAGUGGAUGCCCGGCGAUCUGCCUCGCAGCCUCUGCAGCGGAGGACCUGCCCGCCUGCCCGCCCCGGGCGCGCCCCACGGCCGGACUUCAUUCCUCUUUCUCCGGGGCUGCUCGCUGCGCCGCGCUGCGCCGGGGACCGGGUUGCCAUGGUGAAGGAGAAAGUGGCCCACCCGCAGGACCCUCACCACCCCUCCGAGAAGCCCGCCAUUCACUGCCAUAAAUGUGGGGAGCCUUGCAAGGGCGAGGUGCUCCGGGUCCAGACCAAGCACUUCCACAUCAAAUGUUUCACCUGCAAAGUGUGCGGCUGUGACCUGGCCCAAGGUGGCUUCUUCAUAAAGAACGGGGAGUAUCUCUGCACGCUGGACUACCAGAGGAUGUAUGGGACACGCUGCCAUGGCUGUGGGGAGUUCGUGGAAGGAGAGGUGGUGACUGCCCUGGGCAAGACCUACCAUCCCAACUGCUUCGCGUGUACCAUCUGCAAGCGCCCGUUUCCACCCGGGGACCGCGUCACGUUCAACGGGAGAGACUGCCUCUGUCAGCUCUGUGCCCAGCCGAUGUCGUCCAGCCCUAAGGAAGCCUCCUGCUCCGGCAACUGCGCCGGCUGCGGAAGGGACAUCAAGAACGGGCAGGCGCUGCUGGCGCUGGAAAAGCAGUGGCACUUGGGCUGCUUUAAAUGCAAGGCCUGCGGGAAGGUCCUCACCGGCGAGUACAUCAGCAAGGAUGGCGCUCCGUACUGCGAGAAGGACUACCAGGGCCUCUUUGGGGUGCAGUGUGAAGCCUGCCACCAGUUCAUCACCGGCAAAGUCCUGGAGGCAGGUGACAAGCAUUACCACCCCAGCUGUGCACGAUGCAGCAGAUGCAACCAGAUGUUCACAGAAGGAGAGGAAAUGUAUCUUCAAGGUUCUACCGUUUGGCAUCCAGACUGUAAGCAGUCUACCAAGACAGAGGAAAAGCUGCGGCCGCCAAACCCUCGGCAUUCUCCCUCCGAUUUCUUUUAUCCCAAAAGUCUGAUCCGACGCACAGGACGGUCUCCGUCGCUGCAGCCCACCAGGACUUCCUCCGAGAGCAUCUACUCCAGGCCGGGCUCCAGCAUCCCCGGCUCCCCGGGCCACACCAUCUACGCGAGAGUGGACAACGAAAUCCUGGAUUACAAGGACUUGGCAGCCAUUCCCAAGGUCAAGGCAAUUUAUGAUAUCGAGCGCCCAGAUCUCAUUACCUAUGAGCCCUUCUACACGUCCGGCUACGAUGACAAGCAGGAGAGACAGAGCCAGGGGGAGUCUCCGAGGACUCUGUCUCCCACUCCCUCCGCAGAAGGGUACCAGGACGCGCGGGACCGCAUGAUGCACCGGUCCACCAGCCAGGGCUCCAUCAACUCCCCCGUGUACAGCCGCCACAGCUACACUCCCACCACGUCCCGCUCCCCCCAGCAUUUCCACAGACCCGAGCUGCUGCCUCCUGGUGUGCACAGGUUGUCCUACCUGCGCACCAGCAGCCUCAGCUCCGCCCACAGCGACUCCCGCCCCAACUCCCCCUUCCGACACCACUUCAUCCCCCAGGUCAAAGGCAAUGAGCCGUCCAGCGGCCGGAACUCCCCUCUCCCCCACCGGCCCGACAGCCGCCCUCUCACUCCAACUUACGCUCAGGCCCCUAAACAUUUCCAUGUUCCAGAUCAAGGAGUCAACAUCUACCGAAAACCGCCCAUCUACAAGCAGCAUGAUGCAGCUGCCUUGGCAGCCCAGAGCAAGUCUGCAGACGACAUCAUCAAGUUUUCCAAGUUCCCAGCAGCGCAGGCGCCAGACCCCAGCGAGAUCCCAAAGAUUGAGACGGACCAUUGGCCUGGUCCCCCCUCACUUGCCGCCGUAGGAGCUGACAUGAGACGCAGAUCUAGCGGCAGAGAGGAAGACGAUGAGGAACUCCUGAGACGCCGGCAGCUUCAGGAAGAGCAGCUCAUGAAGCUCAACUCGGGCCUGGGGCAGCUGAUCCUGAAGGAAGAGAUGGAGAGGGAGCGGGAGAGCCGGGAGAGGGCAGCCCUGGCAGCCAGUCGCUAUGAUUCUCCCAUCAACUCAGCUUCACACGUUCUGUCAUCUAAAACCUCGUCUCUCCCAGGCUAUGGAAGAAACGGGCUCCACCGGCCCGUGUCUACAGACUUCGCUCAGUACAACAGCUACGGGGACGUCAGCGGGGGAGUGCGAGACUACCAGACCCUCCCGGAUGGCCACAUGCCUGGCAUGAGAAUGGACCGCGGCGUGUCUAUGCCCAACAUGUUGGAGCCAAAGAUAUUUCCAUAUGAAAUGCUCAUGGUGACCAACAGAGGGCGCAACAAAAUCCUGAGAGACGUGGACAGGACGCGGCUGGAGCGCCACCUCGCCCCGGAAGUGUUUCGGGAAAUCUUCGGGAUGUCCAUCCAGGAGUUUGACAAGUUACCUCUCUGGAGACGCAACGACAUGAAGAAAAGAGCAAAACUCUUCUGAGUCCCACGCUGGACUCUUCCAAGCCCCACACGUAGACACGCGAUGAGGAGGAGGACUGCCGAGGGCUGUGACGCCUGGGAUGGCGUAUGAAGCUUUGAACUGGACUGGGGAAUCUGCAAACUACUGCCCCUCAGCACCAACCAAAAGGGGGAACUCUGGUGACAACACCCACGAGCCAAAUACCGGGCCGACCAACGGCAACCCUUGCCAAGAAGCCAUGGGGUAGCGAUUUCUAUGUUCCCACACAUGUGACCUUUCACACCACCUUGUGCACACGACAGGGGCCCCUCUCCGGUUUCCCUUUCACCGUCCAGCCGUAGUGCUCACUGUCUGGGUUAAGAGCCAGCAAGUGCCCUUAAGAUGCCGCAUGGGGCAAGCAGCUGACCUCCUUCCCCGUCUGCGUACGUUCGCGAUGUGGCAUGUGGCUAAGAAGCGAGGGCCUGGGGGCGUGUCCGUGCGGUGGCAGCCAUUGGCACCCCCCUCCGCCCCGGCCUCUGGCAGCUCUGCUCCUGCGGGAUGGAACCCCCAGUGGGAACCCAGUGGCUACCGGAGUGGGCUGAGUAGCAGCCGGAGCCAUUUUUAGCAAGCUCCUUAUCCUCCACUGUCACCCAGGCCCUGGUUUACAAAUUACCUUUCUUUUUCUUCAUUUGAAGGGGGAUGGAAUGAAAGGAAAAGCUCCAUCACUCGUGUUCUGCUUCAGAUAGCGUGAUUCAGGCCUCCCCCUGUUGGCCAAGAAAGGAAAGGGGCAGUCGCUGCUAGAUUGGCACAGGUGCAUGCUGUUCGGUGAUUCCUGUCCAGCGGCCAUGGCACUCUCCUGGGCCCUCCCGAUGCCAGUUCCCACCCUCCGCUCUGCACCGGGCAUCGCUGGAUGGAAUCUCGCCCACACUGGUUCUGGGUGGUUGUUUUUUUCCUCUAGAACUUUCCAGUAGUUGGCUAAGGAAAGGCAUGGUUUUUGUUUGAAGUCUCUGCAACUCCAAGGUAGAUGGCCUGACACCGAUUUCCUGUGGCCUUUUAGCUCUUCUCUUUGCUCAGCACUGUAGACCCCGUGUGUGAGUGUGUGUGUGUGUGUGUGUGUGUGCGUGCGCGCACACCCACACGCACUGCACCUGCUAACUUAUUUUACCAACGGCUCUGCCAGGGUGGACCUGGGCUGGCGCCAGACUGCAGUGUGCAGUGCUGCCCCUUCAUGUGGAUCAUUGCCUCUUGGUUCAUCCGAUAUCUCUGCUGCCCCCUCCUCUCCACUCUCGCCCGCGGUUGGCAGCCUGUGUGGCCUGGUCCUGGCCUUGCUCUGGCCAAGUGUGGGCCGGGGGACCAUGGCGUAUUCCCAGCAUUCCCCGGCCACCGUCCAUAGCCAGGCCCCCGGUGCUGGGUGGGGGGAGAGCUUGUCACUGUGGGCGGACCACGGGCCCUCCGUGCUUUCACUGGUAGAGGAGUCAGCCCCGUGCACACGCAGGUCAGCCAGCCACAGGGGGAGCUGCAGUGGAAGUGAAAGAGCUGGGCCCAGCCCGUGCCCACUCACUCCGCGUUGCUUUUCUUGUCGCUUUGGAAUUUGGUUCUGCAUCCGCCUUGGAAGACAGCAACGCUUCUGUCCAUGUCGAGCGUGUGGGCAAAUGUGAACUAUGCCAGGCAGAUGUACAUCACCACCACAUGCCAGGAGCCUCCUGUUUGCAAGCAGAGCCCUGCCUCGCUCUGGAGAGAGCGAGCAUCGAACCCUAACGCAGAGCGGGCUCCCACACACCCUCCUCGGUGCAAAACGGGCCCUGCAUGCUUGUUUGCAGAGUGUCCAGGCCUCCAGGCCCCUGCCCCGUGGGCCCGUCUUCUCUGCCUGAGCCCCGCCCCGCACUGCACAUACAUGUUCCCCGUUAACAGUCACAGGAACAGGAACUGUCCGGGGGUGGAAUCACACACCUGGCGCUGGCACAAGGGCUACAUCUGCACAUUGGGCUUCCUUAGGAUGCUUUCCACUGGCUGAGCAUUGCGGGGGGGUGGGGGAGGGGGGGAGGCGUGGCACCGGGAACAGCAAUGCUUCCUUUAAAGAUUCUUCUGGAAAAGCCAGGCUGCCUUGCAGGCCCCCGCGUGGUGCACGAUGAAGCCUGAAGGGCUGGGACACCCCUGCACCGCUAGCUCUGCCUCCGGUUUGCGGGAGGGCCGAGGGAUGGGAUGUUUGGGAUGCAGCUUCUUCCCUAACAGGAGAUACUUCCUUCUCUGCCCCCUGGGACGGGGGAGGUGUUUGUGGCCAAUAAGGUGCAAAGACAAGAGACACCCGGUAUUUCUCUGUUCUGCCCUCCAGCCGCUCAGCCAGCUCCCAUCCUGUGGUUUCCCAGCUGAGCUUCCCCUUUCGAGCGGUUCGCAGCCCCUCUUCCCCCGCCCUCCUCCAUCCUCACAGCCAGGGCAUGUCCAUCACUCUUCUCGGAGACGUUCUUGCUGGAAAUGUUUAUAAAACCAUCACCUAAUUUCUUCACACUUGGAAGCAAACACCUUUUUCUAAAGAAUCCCUUCUCAGAGGAUUAUAGAAACUACACAUGCUUUUUGGCUGGUUUA